AAUGUGGGAAGAGUUUCAGGAAGAGCUCCCAUCUGCUCCGACACCAGCACAUCCACACAGGGAAAUGGCCGUACAUGUGUAGGGAGUGUGGGAAGAGCUUCAGAGACAGCUCUGAUCUCCUCAGCCACCAGCGCAUCCACACUGGAGAACGGCCCUACACGUGCGGGGAAUGUGGGAAGAGCUUCAGUGACAGCUCCAACCUCCGCACCCACCAGCACAUCCACACUGGGGAACGGCCCUACACAUGUGGGGAAUGUGGGAAGAGCUUUAACCAGAGCUCCACUCUCCGUUCCCACCAGCGCAUCCACACCGGGGAACGACCCUACAAGUGCUUGGAAUGUGGGAAGAGGUUUAGCACCAGCUCCAAUCUCCACACGCACGAGCGGACGCACACGGAUGAGAGGCCCUUCCGCUGCACCGACUGCGGGAAGGGCUUCAACCGGAACUGCACCCUCAUCAGGCACCGGCGCAUCCACACCGGGGAGAGGCCCUACAAGUGUGGGGAGUGUGGGAAGAGCUUUGCCCAGAGCUCUACCUUGACCUCACACCAACAGACCCACCGGUAAGGGAAGCCCUACCAGUGCCAAUAUAUUGUGUGAGUGCAGGGCUAGAGGCGUGUGGGAUUGUGUGGACACAGAGAAAGAACUAACAUUCAGAAACAUAUCUGCUUCCCUGUCUCAAUUAAUAAACCCCAGAGUUUGACACAUUAAUAAUAUCCAUAGCAAUUGUGAUUUGACAAUAUAUUGUGACCUGCAUAUGCACAUAUGAGCAAAGGGACAUUCGAAAUAGGUGUUGUAGUUUCUGCAGUUCUUGUGUUAUGGGUUAGGGUAGAGAGGAUUUGAGCUAAAAAUUGUCUGAACAUUUUGAGAGUGCAGAGACAUCUGUCUGACCAUCACUAGAUGUGCUUUGAUUUUAAGGCAGAGCACGUUAAAGAAUGCAAUAACUUAACGCCAGCUGCAGUCUUGAAUUUUUGCUUUUUCAGCAAUAACAAUAGCAUUAAUAAUUACUAAUAGUUAAUGAGCUAACAUGCAAUAAAUGUAUCUGCUCAUUUUGACAGAUGUGUGUCGCUGGAACAGAGAGAUUUCUCUGAACAUUUUUUUCUGCACUCUGUAUGCCUUUCUUGCCAUGGAAGUGACAAGCUGUAUUGUUUAUACUUAUAGACUGUGUGAAAAUAUGUGAUAUUUAUACUUGUUAGCUGCAUGUCUAAUUAUAAGGUUUGAGAACGUAAUAUGUUUAUAGUAAGAAAGCCUUGAGAAACUGGAGAUAAUGAAACACCUGCAGAUUUAGGAAAACCCCUAAAAGCAUAUUAAUUAGAAAGAGCUUUUUAUGCCAAGGAUGAUUUCAGGUCGCAUGGACAGAGCCUCAGAUCCAAUAAACUGAGAGCAUGAGACGCGUGCACAGACUGAGCUAUCCAAUCACCUUGAUGUGAGCAUGUACCCUGAGCAAACUAAACUGUAUAAAAGUUAACUGAUUUAAAUAAUAAAUUGGACAUUGCUUUGAUCA
Pseudopipra pipra is the source of this 1503-nucleotide messenger RNA. RefSeq names its product zinc finger protein 70-like. Lineage: Eukaryota; Metazoa; Chordata; Aves; Passeriformes; Pipridae. Gene Ontology annotation, molecular function: RNA polymerase II cis-regulatory region sequence-specific DNA binding; DNA-binding transcription factor activity. The coding region runs from base 75 to 566 and encodes 163 amino acids. Gene Ontology annotation, biological process: regulation of transcription by RNA polymerase II. The record is from RefSeq and is a predicted model, not a curated record. The transcript has a single exon.